AUGUCUUCGUCUCUUCAUCCUGCUGUUACAGUUGGAAACAUCAAAACCCUUAUUCCUAUUACUCUUGACAUCGAGAACGGUCAUUACACAGCCUGGUCCGAAUUAUUCAAAAUUCAUUGCAUCUCGUAUGAUGUAUACGAUCACUUGCAGCCGAAGAAAAUAAGCGAGACAUCAUCCUCAGCCAAUAAAGAUAAAGCCAAGGACACGACCUCUUCUUCACCAUCAUGGGAACGUCUCGAUUCCAUUGUCUUACAAUGGAUUUACGGGACAAUUUCCACCGAUCUUUUGCACACCAUUCUGAAACCCAACACCAAUGCACACGCUGCUUGGACGACAUUGGCGAAUAUUUUCCAAGAUAACAAGGCCACGCGAACCAUUGACCUAAAUAAUAAGUUUGCCAACACACGUCUUGAACAAUUUUCAACCAUGACGGCUUACUGUCAGGCGCUAAAGGUAAUUUAUGAUCAACUUAUCAAUGUUGGUUCUCCCAUCACUGAAGAACAAUUGGUAUUACAACUCCUCAUGGGCCUUACGGAAGCCUAUGAGAGCACUGCCACUAUCAUUCAACAAACUAGUCCUUUACCGGACUUCUAUGAAACUCGAUCAAGACUAUGUAUGGCUGAGACACGCAAAACAAAUCAAGUCCGCAAUGCAGCCCAAGCCGCUGGUACCGCUCUUGUUGCGUCUUCUGACACUCGUCCGACGCCAAAUUCUGAUACUUCUGACUCUCGGUCAGGUUCCAGCCGUUAUGAAGCUCGCUCAGAUUCUUUUCGGGAACAACACAACCGUGGACGAGGUCGCGGCCGCGGCCGCGGACGUGGACGCGUUGGUUCAGCAGGUAGGGGUCGUGGUAAUUCUGCUUCACAGUUCACGGGUCAGCAUGGGUACCCGCCAUGGACUUUUGGGUUCAACCCUUGGGCCGGCCCAAAUGCCUCCUACCCUUGGGCUCCUUGGACUACUGCCCCCCCAUGUCCAUACCCCUCCGUUCCUCAGCGGACGCCACCAAACAAUGCCGGUAUCCUAGGUCCGCGUCCGGCUCAAUCGUAUGCGGCGAGCUAUGCUUCGAGUGAAUAUGAUUAA
This is a messenger RNA of Helianthus annuus (common sunflower), 1080 nucleotides long. RefSeq lists its product as uncharacterized. Bases 1 to 1080 code for a protein of 359 amino acids. The transcript has a single exon. NCBI's taxonomy places the organism in Eukaryota, Viridiplantae, Streptophyta, Magnoliopsida, Asterales, Asteraceae. The record is from RefSeq and is a predicted model, not a curated record.